This is a messenger RNA of Centropristis striata (black sea bass), 797 nucleotides long. It is a transcript of the gene elovl8a, whose product is annotated as ELOVL fatty acid elongase 8a. The record is from RefSeq and is a predicted model, not a curated record. Bases 234 to 710 code for a protein of 158 amino acids. The transcript is spliced from 5 exons. Gene Ontology annotation, cellular component: endoplasmic reticulum membrane. Gene Ontology annotation, molecular function: fatty acid elongase activity. Lineage: Eukaryota; Metazoa; Chordata; Actinopteri; Perciformes; Serranidae. Gene Ontology annotation, biological process: fatty acid elongation, monounsaturated fatty acid; fatty acid elongation, saturated fatty acid; fatty acid elongation, polyunsaturated fatty acid.
UUAAAUACUUAAUUUGUCCAUUGUGGGACCUGUUAUUGUAACAGGAAGUGAUUCCACGUAUUCACAGUCGAUAUGUCCAUGACAAAAUGGGAUAAAAGGUCUCUGUGCUGAUGGAGAGAAAGCUGAAAUGAAAAAAAAACAAAUUUGUCUGUUUCCAGUUUACAGCCUCGUCCUGGUUGUCUGGAUACAGUCUGCUGUGCCAGCCAGUCGACUACAGUGACAGCCCACUGGCUAUGAGGAUGGCCAGAGUGUGCUGGUGGUUCUACUUCUCCAAAGUUAUAGAGCUCAGUGACACUUUGUUUUUCAUCCUGAGGAAGAAGAACGGUCAGCUGACCUUCCUGCACGUCUACCAUCACGCCACCAUGAUCUUCAACUGGUGGGCCGGGGUUAAAUAUGUGGCUGGUGGCCAGUCUUUCCUGAUUGGUCAGAUCAACUCCCUGGUCCACAUAGUCAUGUAUUUGUAUUACGGUCUGGCAGCUUUGGGACCAAGCAUGUUGAAAUACCUCUGGUGGAAGCGCUACCUCACCUCCCUGCAGCUGCUUCAGUUCUUUAUAGUAACCAUCCACACCACCUACAACCUGUUUGCUGACUGUGUCUUCCCUGACUCCAUGAACAUGGUUGUGUUGGCCUACUCUCUCAGCCUCAUCGCUCUCUUCAGUAACUUCUACUACCAGAAUUACCUCACCAAAAAGAAGAACAAGAAGACGUAGAAUGAAAGAAAGAGAGGAUAUAAAAAGCCAUGUGUGCUUGUUUUAGGGUGGAUUCGGGUAAUGUGGGACACUUAAGGUUUGGCUGGU